CCCCCUGCUAUAUAAGGGGGGCUCCACAGUUUCCUUCACCAGGUGAAAGGAGGAAACAUUCACAACCAAGCCACACCUGAGCAACUCACCAGCAGAAAUGGCUCCAGGGUCCUGGCUCUCUCCUCUGGCCAUUGCCGUGAUCACCCUGGGCCUGCAGUGGCCACAGCCAGCUGCCACCUUCCCGGCCAUGCCCCUCUCCAGCCUGUUUGCCAACGCUGUGCUGAGGGCUCAGCACCUUCACCUCCUGGCUGCCGAGACCUACAAGGAGUUUGAACGCAGCUACAUCCCAGAGGACCAAAGGCACACCAACAAAAACUCCCAGGUAGCCUAUUGCUACUCGGAAACCAUCCCUGCUCCCACAGGGAAGGAGGAUGCCCAGCAGAAAUCGGACAUGGAGCUUCUCCGGUUUUCCCUGGUUCUCAUCCAGUCCUGGCUGACCCCGGUGCAGUACCUGAGCAAGGUGUUCACAAACAACCUGGUUUUUGGCACCUCAGACAGGGUGUAUGAAAAGCUAAAGGACCUGGAAGAAGGGAUCCAAGCUCUGAUGAGGGAGCUGGAGGAGCAGGGCCCGCGGGGCGCGCAGGUGCUCAGACCCACCUACGAGAAAUUCGAGCUCCACCUGCGCGGCGAGGACGCGCUGCUCAAGAACUACGGGCUGCUGGCGUGCUUCAAAAAGGACCUGCACAAGGUGGAGACCUACCUGAAGGUGAUGAGGUGCCGGCGCUACGGGGAGGGGAACUGCGCCCUCUGAGCCCGCCCCGCUCUGGCGAGAGAAAACUGGAGAAUAAAACCCGCUACUGCCCA
Molecule: messenger RNA, 804 nt
Organism: Corvus hawaiiensis (hawaiian crow)
Lineage: Eukaryota; Metazoa; Chordata; Aves; Passeriformes; Corvidae
Product: somatotropin-like
Exons: 5
Coding region: 98-751 (217 amino acids)
Biological process (GO): response to nutrient levels; growth hormone receptor signaling pathway; positive regulation of growth
Cellular component (GO): extracellular region
Molecular function (GO): hormone activity; growth hormone receptor binding
Source: RefSeq, a predicted model, not a curated record